Molecule: messenger RNA, 492 nt
Organism: Syzygium oleosum
Lineage: Eukaryota; Viridiplantae; Streptophyta; Magnoliopsida; Myrtales; Myrtaceae
Exons: 2
Coding region: 1-492 (163 amino acids)
Source: RefSeq, a predicted model, not a curated record
AUGGAUGUAGAUCUUGAGGUGAUACCAGAGGAAGAUGAAGACCCUAAAGCAGAACCUGAAGUGGCCCCAGAAGUAGAACCUGAAGAUGAGCUUGAAGAGGAACCAGAGGACGUACCCGAGUAUGAGCCAGAGUACGAUCUCGAGUUUAUGCCAGAGGACGAGUCGGAUGUGGAGCCAGAGGAGGAGGAGCGAGCUCAGGAACGAGCGGCCACUAUUGCCCAAGCUGCUGAGGCUGCUGCAGCCGUUGCCAUCAAGGGCAACAAUGGGAAUCAAGGGCAAGGGCAAGGGCAGGUGAAUGCGAAUCGUCAGAUGCAUCAGUUGGUAGAACAAUUCUUAAAAUUAAAGCCCCCUAAGUUUGAUGGUAAAGGCGACCCUGAAGCUGCAUCGCUUUGGGUAGAGGAAUUAGAAAAGGCCUUUGAGGUACUAGGGUGCACCGAAGAAGAGAAGGUAACCCUGGCAGUGUACCAGUUCCAAGGAAACGCAAGUAAUUAG